Hypanus sabinus (Atlantic stingray) is the source of this 3076-nucleotide messenger RNA. Its product is annotated as zinc finger protein 214-like. The coding region runs from base 2062 to 2640 and encodes 192 amino acids. The record is from RefSeq and is a predicted model, not a curated record. The transcript is spliced from 2 exons. Lineage: Eukaryota; Metazoa; Chordata; Chondrichthyes; Myliobatiformes; Dasyatidae. Gene Ontology annotation, cellular component: nucleus.
GGGUCCUUCCCCCCGGGGGCGGGGAGCCGGGAACGGAUUAUUCUCUGCGGGGCAACACAAACAAUUUCUCCUAGGUAAGUAUUGAAGCCGGUCCCGAGCGGAGAGGUCUGACGGUGGGUCGUGAGUUAACUUUCCCGAACUCAAACAAGAGAAAAUCUGCAGAUUCUGGAAAUGCGAGCAACGCGCACAAAAUGCUGGAGGAACUCAGCCGGCCGGGCAGCAGCUAGAAAAAGAGUACAGUCGACGUUAUCGGCCGAAACCCUUCGGCAGGACUGGAAAAUAAAAGGUGGGGAAGGGGAAGGGUGACGAGCCUGCGGUCGUACUGUGACUGUUUCUUUAAGAGCGCCGGCGUGAGGAGGCGGGACUAUGACGCCAGUCACAGACUGUCAGCGCUAACUGUGGAUUAACCAUAAGAGAGAGAGAGAGAGAGGGAGCAAUCUGCAGACAGGCAGUCGGCCAGUCUAAAGAGAGAGAGAGACUGGAAAAGCUGAUAGCUUCAGUUACUCGCAUCUGAGGCUUGGAACUCUCCUAUGCCCACAAGAGUGGGUUGAUCGUCGGUACAGGAAAUCACAACGAAUGUGUGUGGCUGUCACUUCGUAUAAUCCAUAGGAGUGGAUUGUGGAAUAUCUUGUGUUAACCCUUGCCUGGGUAUGUUGUGUGGUAACCCCUGGCAGACGGUAUUCCUGUGACAAGUCACUUUCGCUGAUAACACGUAAGUGGACGGAUUCAACGGAUACGAACUUCGACGACAGUUAUUUUGAAGUAAUGGCCUUUUCUCUACGUUUCACCCUUGAUUACCAUCACCUUUUCUCCCAUCAUUUAUUCCGUGGAUUACUGAACUUUCCUACUUUACCAUCUAAAGACUCUAAGCUUUGUUCCCUCAGGCUCGAUAGUUUGGGGGUUAUAUUUACACAUAUGUAACUGUUAACUUUCCUUUAUUUCGUUAAGUUAUUAUAAGUAGAUCCCAAUCAAGAGAGUGGUUUUAACAUCAAAUCCAGACUCCAAUGUGAACUCUAUUGCUGCUGGUUCGUUUCUCAAACGUUACAGUGCGUAACACAGCUUUAUAAAGCUAGUUAGGCGACAUCUGGAGUAUUUCAUACAGUUCUAAUCGCCCCCAUUCUCGGAAAGAUGUCGGGGCUUUGGAGAGGGUGUGGAAGAGGUUUACCAGGAUAGUGCCUGGAUUAGAGGGCAUGAGCUAUAACGAGAGGUUGGACAAACGUGUUGUUUUCUCCAGAGUGGCACAGGCUGGGGUGAGACUGGAUGGAGGUUUCAAGAUUACGAGAGGAAUAAAUAGAGUGGACAGACGAUAUAUUUCUCCUGGGGGUUAAAAUGUCUGAUACAUUAAAGGUGAGAAACAGAGUAGUGGGUAGCUGGAGUCACUGCCUGGGGUGUGAGAACCCACUAGUCACGUGAUCCCAUUUGCCCCUCCCAUUUAACCACAGAUGGACAGCUGUGCAUCUGUUUCCGAGGCUCCGCCCUCCAGAUUAUGUAACAAUCUAUUCCUGCAUGCUCAUUGCUCACUGUCUCCAUAUGGACGGUGUAUUCCUUUCUGCUAAGCGCAGAAGUGGAUCAUCUGCGGGGUCGGUAAAGUAUUAUCGCCUCCUGGAUUGGGGAGCCGGGGAUCGGGAGCUGUCUGCGGGCCGAAGAAAUCCCUUUCCCAUCGGUUUAAAACGACAAGUAAUUUAUCUACAGGAAUCACGGACACAACACGUCAGAUUUUCUGUCUCUGUCAAAAUAUCUAAGAAUUGGAGCAAUCGAUCAUUCUUCCUACUCUGACUGUGGGGAGGGAUUCACAUGAUAAUCUGACCGACUGGCACGCCCAUCAUUUUAUUCAUGGGGAGGCCAUUCACCUUCCAAGACUGUUGGAAUGGAUUCAGUUGGUCAUCUCAACUGAAGAUACAUCAGCAAAUUCACCCUGGGACAAGGCCAUUCACCUGUUCUCAGGGUGAGAAGGGAUUCAGUCGGUCAUCCCAACUGUGGGCACACCAGUCAGUUCACAUUGGCAAGAGGCUGGGCAUCUGCUGAAUUUGUGGGGAAGGAAUCACUCGGUCACCUGACCAAAUGGCUCACCAGCAAGUUAACACUGGGGAGCUGCCGUUCACCAGCUUGGACUGUGGGAAGGGAUUCAUUUGCUCAUCUAAGCUGAAGGUGCAACAGAACGUUCACACUAGAGAGAGGUCAGUCUGUGAGAAGAGAUUCACUAAGUCAUCCCACCUGCAGAGACACCAGCAAGUUCACACUGGGGAGAGGCCGUUCCCCUGCUCAGACUGUGGGAAGGGAUUCACUUGUUCAUCUAACCUGAAGGUACAUCAGCGAGUUCACACAGGAGAUAGGCCAUUCACCUGCUCAGACUGCGGAAAGGGAAUCACUCAGUCAUCUCAUCUACAGAGACACCAGCGAGUUCACACUGGAGAGAAGCCAUUCACAUGCUCAGACUGUGGGAAGGGAUUCACUAAGUCAUCCCACCUACAGAGACACCAGCGAAUUCACACUGGAGAGAGACCAUUCACCUGCUCAGACUGUGGGAAGGGUUCACUAAGUCAUCCCACCUACAGAGACACAAGCGAGUUCACACUGGGGAGAGGCCGUUCACCUGCUCAGUGUGUGAGAAGAGAUUCACUCACUCAUCCCACCUACUGAGUCACCAGCGAGUUCACACUGGGGAGAAGCUGUUGACAUGCUCAGACUGUGGGAAAGGAUUCACUCGCUCAUCUCAGCUGAAGGUUCAUCAGCGAUUUCACAUUUGGUAGAGGCAAGUUACCUGCUCAGACAUUGGGAAGAGUUUCUUUCAGAUGUGCAUAAAUCUCCAUCAAAUGUGCAUAAUUGAGUUCACACUGUGGAGAGGACGUUCACCUGCUGUGAAUGUGGGAAUGGAUUCACUCAGUUAUCUAACCUUAUGACACAUUACCGGGUUUCACGCUGGGGAGAAGGUUUCAAUGAGCUGCAUGCUGGAUAUUUGUCCAUCAUCGUUGCUGAAUGCAAUUUUGACAGUGACUGUCAUUGUUGAACUCUGCAAUUAUUGCUGUUGCUCACCACACCCAAUUCUGCACCCUGGUCACUGGGCAUGGGAGGAGUU